Molecule: messenger RNA, 480 nt
Organism: Cylindrotheca closterium
Lineage: Eukaryota; Bacillariophyta; Bacillariophyceae; Bacillariales; Bacillariaceae
Source: the annotation of a GenBank genome assembly
AUGAAGAAUGCAAUUUGGGUGGAAGACAUCUUGCCCAAAGAUGAACUAUAUUUUAGUGUCAAACCAGGCUUGAUGUCGAAAUGCAAGCUCCCUGUAUUCAUAGGUACACGUGGCGCCAAAUCAAAGGUGGAGAAAGGCAAUCACAUCAUGCACCACUGUUCAAAUGGUGGCACACGACAAACUCUAACUGACUACACUUCAUCGGCUGGAAUUGCCUUGUACAAUUUGCGAAUACGAUACCGCCUUCAUAUUGGAUCCCUUGAUCCGAAGUUGCAAAAGAAGAUUCCUACAGCCUUUCACAGGGCACCACAUUAUACCAACCACCUUCAACUUGCAUCUAUCAACAACUUGGCCAAAGAGGCUGGAAUCAUUGGCAAUGUCCACAGUGCAGUAGAAGAGCUACCAGCCGACAACGGAGAGAGAUUCUUUUCUGAAUACUUGACACAACAACUUGCCAGAGAGAGCAGUGGAGUUCUUUAA